Nymphaea colorata (pocket water lily) is the source of this 1780-nucleotide messenger RNA. RefSeq names its product putative beta-glucosidase 41. The transcript is spliced from 13 exons. The record is from RefSeq and is a predicted model, not a curated record. The coding region runs from base 366 to 1613 and encodes 415 amino acids. Gene Ontology annotation, biological process: carbohydrate metabolic process. NCBI's taxonomy places the organism in Eukaryota, Viridiplantae, Streptophyta, Magnoliopsida, Nymphaeales, Nymphaeaceae. Gene Ontology annotation, molecular function: beta-glucosidase activity.
UGUAUGAGAAGGACGGAUACCACCCAAGGGGCUUCUGUUGUCAGCUCACAAUUAAUGGCUUCUGCCACCAUCUUUUUCACCAUAUGCCUGUUCGUAAAAGCACAAGGUAUGAUCAGCAGAGAUAGCUUCCCGCCAGGAUUUGUUUUUGGCACGGCAUCCUCAGCUUAUCAGUUUGAAGGGGCAGUGACUGAAGAGAACAAGGGAUUGAGCAUCUGGGACACUUUCACCAGGAAGCCAGGAAGAAUUCUUGAUUUUAGCAACGGAGACGUGGCUGUUGACCAGUAUCACCGGUUCAAGUUGAUUUUUCUAUUCCACAAUGUGAGGAAAAUUGAAAAUUAUGCUUGAAGCAGAGCGAUAUAGACUUGAUGGAUGACAUGGGAAUGGACGCCUACCGGCUCUCCAUCUCUUGGCCAAGAAUCUUUCCAAAUGGGAGUGGAGAACCAAAUCGAGAAGGAACAGAACACUAUCACAAAUUGAUAGAUGCUCUCCUAGAAAAAAACAUCCAACCAUAUGUCACCCUCUAUCACUGGGACCUUCCACAAGCACUUCAGGAUCGAUAUGGAGGCUGGUUGAAUGAGAAAAUAGUAACGGAAUUCAGGAACUAUGCUUACACCUGCUUUCAAGAAUUUGGCAACAAAGUAAAGCACUGGAUCACCUUCAAUGAGCCUCAUGGAUUUUCCAUAUCGGGUUAUGAUACAGGGAUUCAGGCACCAGGAAGGUGUUCAAUCCUGGGGCAUCUUUUCUGCAAGAAUGGAGAAUCAUCAACUGAGCCAUACAUGGUUGCCCAUAACAUACUUUUGUCUCAUGCUGCUGCAUUUCAUACAUACCAGCAGCAUUUCAAGGAAAGUCAAGGGGGGUAUAUUGGAAUUGCCCUGGAUGCUAAAUGGUACGAACCAAUAACUGAUGUGAAAGAAGACAGGGAUGCUGCACAAAGAGCUAUGGACUUUGGACUAGGAUGGUUUCUUGACCCUCUUAUGUUUGGAAGCUACCCCACAUCAAUGCAGCAACUUGUAGGCAACAGGCUGCCUAAUUUUUCGUUAGAUAUGUCUGAAUCAUUGGCCGGUUCAUUUGAUUUUGUGGGAAUAAAUCACUAUACAAGUCUAUAUGCAAGAAACGAUCGAACCAGAAUACGCAAGCUAGUACUGCGUGAUGCUUACUCUGAUUCUGCAGUCAUUACAACCUCCUCUCGUGGUGGAGCACAAAUUGGAGAAAGAGCUGCUUCCAACUGGCUAUACAUCGUCCCUUGGGGCAUUCGGAAAUUAGCCAUCUACAUUAAGGAAAAGUACGGAAAUCCACCAGUAAUUAUAACAGAAAAUGGUAUGGAUGACCCAAACAGCCCUUUCGUUGGAUUGGAUAAGGCAUUGAAAGAUGAUAAGAGGAUCCGAUAUCAUAAAGACUAUCUCUCAAAUCUUUCAGCAGCUAUAAGGUUAGAUGGUUGCAACAUAAGUGGAUACUUCGUGUGGUCUCUACUAGACAACUGGGAAUGGAACUCCGGCUACAUGGUGAGGUUCGGCCUCUACUUUGUGGACUACAAGAAUAAUCUGACAAGAAUUCCCAAAGCAUCAGCUGGAUGGUUCAAAAAUCUUCUCAAAGGAAAUUAUUCUGAUUUGUAAGUCAUUGCUUGUCAACAUCGAAGUCAAUGCAAUGCGGUAUAGAUAGUUUCUACAUGGAAUCCAUUCAAAAUACAUACUAACAAAAGAAAAGGUGCAAGCAGCACAUAUCAAUCAUGUACUCUUCAGUGCUAUUAUUUAAUUAAUAAGUCCCAUCAAAUUAGCGCUUC